Anopheles marshallii is the source of this 4524-nucleotide messenger RNA. RefSeq names its product ATP-binding cassette sub-family C member 10. Gene Ontology annotation, molecular function: ATP hydrolysis activity; ABC-type transporter activity; ATP binding. Lineage: Eukaryota; Metazoa; Arthropoda; Insecta; Diptera; Culicidae. The record is from RefSeq and is a predicted model, not a curated record. Gene Ontology annotation, cellular component: membrane. The transcript has 2 exons. Gene Ontology annotation, biological process: transmembrane transport. Bases 1 to 4524 code for a protein of 1507 amino acids.
AUGAUCAUCUGGGACCAAUUCUGGACCGACAUAUGUCCAACCGGAUUAAGGCCUUGGGUGCAGACAAACAAUGAUCUUGCACCAUGCUUCCAGGAGCUCGUUCUGCAGUUGCCGAUACUCAUGUUAUUCGCCAUUUUUUCAUCCUACUACUUUGGUACCUAUUGGCGUACAGUGUCCCGCAAUGAAACACAACUACGAGCUAUACGGUUCCGGAUUUGGGCAUCGUUAUUUUUGAUACUCGUUCCAGCCAUAAAAGUGUGCUACAUUUUUCGCCUUCACAAGGAACUGUAUCCAGUGGACAUAUUGCUGGCAUGUGUGCAGCUCUUGGCCUGGUCGAUACAUUGCUGCUUUUUACUGGCCUCUGCACGAAAAGGUUCGCUUAGUCAUCGAGGUCCACUAGCGCUGAUCGUUUUAUGGACGUCACUAUUUGCACUACAUGCCAUCUGGCUGCAUACGAACGUUCAUACGGAUUAUUGGCUGUGGUACGCGGCUCAACUAUUGCUCUAUCUCAUCUAUGGUGCAACACUUGUUGCGCCAGGAAAUGCUCAUUACGUGCGCCUACGAAGGACGGAGGAUGAAGAACGACAAGCGCUACUAUCCCAAUCCUAUACACGUUUCUUCGAGGACAUGGAAGAAACGGCACUGGGUCCAAUAGAGGACGAUGCGAAUCUAUUUUCCAGAAUUGUCUUCUACUGGGUACGACCGCUCAUCGCAAAAGGAGUCAGUGGGAAACUAAAACGCAGCGAUGAUUUGUUUGAUUUACCCGAAGCCCUCACACUGCAUCGAGUUACGGAAAAACUUCAAACGGCACUGAACACAACGACCUCUUUGCUGAAAGCACUGCACAAGUGUUUCGGAUGGGAAUUUUAUCUGAUCGGACUGUUGCGACUGUUGGGCGAUCUUUCGGGAUUUGCUGGUCCAAUCUUACUCGGUGGUCUGCUGCGUGCGGAGGAUAAAGGCAACGCCACCUCACCAACAGAUCCAACCGAUCUCAAUGUAGUGACGGAUUUUCGGGCAUAUUACUACGCGCUCGCGCUAUUCAUUUCGGCACUGGUUAGUGCUUUUGCGGCAGUCCAUUUUAACUGGCGCAUGACAUUCGUUAGCAGCAAAAUGCGAAUGUCCAUCGUGACGGCCAUCUACCAAAAAUCGCUUACCGCGAAACAGCUGCAGACAGCACGGCCCGAAAUACUGAACUUAAUGUCAACCGACACCGAUCGCAUCGUAAACUCGUGUAUCAGCUUCCAUUCAUUCUGGAGCAUCCCGUUCCAGCUGUUUACCACGCUCUAUCUACUCUACACACAGCUCGGUGUCGCUUUUGUUGCGGGCGUGUUGUUUGCGGUGUUACUGAUUCCGAUCAAUCGCAAGAUCGCACAGAAAAUUGGACAACUCUCGCAGGGACUGAUGUCAGCGAAGGAUGGUCGCGUCACAAUCACCACUGAAGCCAUCAGUGGAGCCAAAGACAUCAAACUGAAUGCCUGGGAAGAUGUUUUCAUCGGUAAGAUCCAAACCCAGCGGACUGAGGAAAUACAUUUCCUAGCCAAAAGGAAAUAUCUGGACGCUCUGUGUGUGUACUUUUGGGCCACAACGCCGGUAUUAAUGUGCCUGUUCACCUUCGGUACGUCGAUUCUGCUCGGCAAACCGUUAACCGCAGCCACGACCUACACCAGCGUAGCAUUGCUGAACAUGCUGAUUGGCCCGCUGAACGCGUUUCCCUGGGUACUUAAUGGUUUGACCGAGGCGUGGGUAUCGCUCAAGCGCGUACAGGAACUUUUCGAUCUACCGGACGUUAAUCUACGGGAAUGCUAUCGCCCGCUGAGCGCUUCGGAUGCAUCCUUCUCCAAUUCCUCCAAGCGUCCCGUCGUACUAGCUAUCAAGGAUGGCAACUUUGAGUUUGAAAUCAAGCGCAGCCGCAAGGAUUUGAAGUUGGUACAGGAAGAUAUAAUCGAUUUCGCUUUCCGCGAUCUAACGCUACAGGUGCGCCAAGGAGAGCUCGUUUGCCUGGAAGGUCCCGUUGGUGGGGGCAAAUCCUCGCUGCUGCAGGUGAUAAUGGGUUACUUUAAAUGCAUCUCUGGUGCGGUAGCAAUUUCGACGGAUAUAAGCGAAGGCUUUGGGUAUGUCGCACAGACCCCCUGGCUGCAGCAAGGCACCAUCCGGGACAAUAUUCUUUGGGGCGAAAUUUACGACGAAGCACGUUAUAAGGCGGUCAUUCAUGCAUGCGCAUUGCAGUACGAUUUGGAUGCAUUGCGCGGCGACGGUACUGGCGUCGGCGAGCAAGGACGUACCUUGUCCGGGGGGCAAAAAGCACGAGUAGCGCUGGCACGCGCAGUUUACCAGAACAAGAGCAUCUACCUGUUGGAUGACAUUCUGUCGGCGUUGGAUGCACAUGUCGCAUCGCACAUCAUUCGUCACUGUCUGUUUGGGUUGCUGAAAGACAAAACACGCGUCGUUGUUACCCAACACGCAAUGGUGUUGAACCGGGCAACGCAAAUCCUGCACGUGGAAGCGGGUCAAGUUUCGCAGAGCGACGCACCGAACGUUGGUUCCCUGCUGAGUGAUUACGAUGAUUACGACGAGGAUACCAGCACCACGCUGUCCAUAGCGAAUGGCAAUUCGUCCUACGUAGCAGUACGCCACGAAGAGGAUCAGCGAAGCACCGACAGCGUGCUGAUGGAGGAAUCGCGCGAAUUCGGUCAUCUGGAUCGCAGAGUACUCGGAGCUUACUGGCAGGCAACGGGACGUAGUCUUGGACUUUGGGUCGUGAUUGCCGUACUUAUGAUGCAAAUAUCUCGUAAUCUCACUGAUGCGUGGCUAGCGUACUGGGUCGGGACGGUGAAUGAAACACCCGCGAAUAGUACAGCGCUCGUGGCAGAUCCUACCGUACUCGAACAGAAAGCAUCGGAAGGAGUGCUUGCAAUGGUCGAUCAUCUUCUUGUAUCAACAGUUAACAAUGGCACUGCAUCUUCUUUCUACUAUCUGGGGGUUUACGCAAGUUUGGCCAUCAGUAACAGUAUGUUGACGUUAUUGAGAGCAUUCUUGUUUGCGUAUGCUGGUUUAAAGGCUGCCAAAAGCAUACACAAUCGUUUACUGCACAGCGUUCUAUACACUAAACUACAGUUCUUCGAUAUAGUUCCUCUUGGAAGAAUUCUCAACCGCUUCUCGUCGGACGUCUACACGGUGGACGACACACUUCCCUUUAUAAUGAACAUUCUUUUGGCACAGUUCUUUGGAUUGCUGGGAGCACUGUUGAUAAGUCUAUACGCCAUGCCUUGGCUAGGAUUGCUGAUCGUGCCUCUCGUGCCGAUAUAUCUGUCGCUUCAAAACAAAUAUCGCUACGCUUCACGUGACAUAAAGCGGCUUUCGAGUAACGCCCUUUCGCCGCUGUACGCCCACUUUACCGAAACACUGCAGGGCCUGACCACGAUUCGGGCACUACGCGGAGAGAAACGGUUCCAGCGAGACUUUCUGUACAAGCUUGGUGAAAGCAUAAAAGCCCAACUGUCGGCCGCAGCCACACAGCAAUGGUUGGGGCUGAGACUGCAGUUGUUGGGCGCCUUUCUCGUAGGAGGAUCCGGUUUGUUAGCGGCAAUUACAUCGGCCCAUAUGACUUCCCCCGAGCUAGUGGGACUAGCCAUCAGCUACGCGUUGUCCAUCACCGGGCUACUAUCGGGGUUGUUAUAUGCAGUUGCCGAAACGGAACAAGAACUUGUCGCAGUCGAACGUAUCGAUCAAUACUGUCAGCUUGAACCGGAAGUAAAUGCGGAUGGAUCUGCCGAUCCACCAUUUGGUUGGCCCUCGCAGGGAGUGGUAGUUUUUGAUAAUGUACAUAUGCGCUACCGAGAACACUUGCCAUACUCCAUUAGAUCGAUCAACAUUAAUGUGAAGCCGUGCGAACGCAUCAGCAUUGUCGGGCGGACUGGAUCGGGGAAAACCUCCGUAGUGGCGUCACUGCUACGAGUUGCAUCUUUAGACAAAGGCACUAUAGCUGUGGAUUUUGUGAAUAUAUCCACCUUACCUUUAGACGUACUGAGAAGCCGUAUCGCGCUAAUAUCGCAAGAUCCGUUCCUGUUCAAUGGUACGAUCCGUGAUAAUCUUGAUCCGCGCGCGGUACACGUUGAUUCCGAAAUUUGGGAAGCCAUCACGUGCUGUUUGGCGAGCCCGCUCGUGCAGGCACUCGGCGGGUUGUACGCACAGCUGGACGUUAGUGGAGCAAACCUUUCAGCGGGACAAAAACAGUUGCUCUGUCUCACCCGAGCGCUGCUGAAGAAAUCAAAAAUCGUACUGAUCGAUGAAGGCACAUCCAACCUGGACUUUGAGUCAGAAUCUGCCGUUCAGCUGGUGCUUAAAAAUGCCUUCCGUGGCCGCACGGUAAUCGUGGUGGCUCAUCGUUUGCGAGGAAUUCUUGACACCGAUCAAGUGUUCGUGAUGCAGGAUGGAACCGUCAUUGAGCAGGGUGUGCCACGCGAUCUUGCCGAUCAACCAAACUCCGUGUUAUAUUCUUUACUGCAAGAGCAGCAGAGCGCUUAG